UUUUUUUUUUUUGGAAGGAUUGUUUUGCCCUCACAAUGUUUGGGGACUUAUUUGAAGAGGAUUUCUCCUUUAUUUCAAACAAUCAUUGUGGAAAAGGAAAGAAAUCAAAGCCCAGAGAUUCUGAGCCUCCAGCUCCCAGGGAUUUCACCAACCUAAGUGGUAUCAAAAAUCAGGGUGGGACCUGCUACCUCAAUUCCCUUCUGCAGACUCUGCUUUUCACACCUGAAUUUAGAGAGGCACUGUUCUCUCUAGGACCUGAAGAACUUGGGACUCUGGAUGAUAGCAGUAAACCAGAUGCAAAGGUUCGAAUAAUUCCAUUGCAACUUCAACGGUUAUUUGCUCAGCUUCUGCUCUUGGACCAGCAAGCUGCAUCUACCACAGGCCUUACGGAGAGCUUUGGGUGGAACAGCCAUGAGGAAAUGAGGCAGCAUGAUGUGCAGGAGUUAAAUCGGAUUUUGUUCAGUGCUUUGGAAACUUCCCUGGUGGGGACGUCAGGUCAUGAUCUUAUUAAUCAAUUGUACCAUGGGGUUGUUGUCAACCAGAUUGUUUGUAAAGAAUGCAAGAACAUCAGCGAGAGACAGGAAGAUUUCUUAGACUUAACAGUGGCGGUAAAAGGUGUAGCUGGCUUGGAGGAGGCCCUCUGGAACAUGUACGUGGAAGAAGAGUACUUUGAAAACGAGAACUUGUAUCGAUGUGGAGCCUGUGAUAAACUUGUUGAAGCUUCAAAGUCUGCCAAACUACGCAAAUUGCCACCCUUUCUCACCAUUUCUCUCCUGAGAUUUAACUUUGACUUUGAGAAGUGUGAACGAUACAAGGAAACAAGCUGCUAUACCUUCCCUAUCCAGAUAAAUCUGAGGCCUUUCUGUGAGCAGACUGAAAUGGAUGAUUCAGAGUACAUGUAUGAGCUCUUCUCUGUUAUUAUACAUAAAGGUGGCUGCUAUGGAGGACACUAUCAUGUUUAUAUCAGGGAUGUGGAUGAAUUAGGAAACUGGCAAUUACAAGAAGAAGAAGAUAGGCUGAUUGAAGAUAAGGCUUUAAGAGAUAUUGAAAAUGGCAAAGAAAUAGAAAACCCAUUGGCAGUGUUGAAAGGGAUUUUAUCAGAGGAAGAAUCUAAACAAAUUCCCGUGGAUCAAUUAGGGCAGAAAUUAUUGGAGAAAAAAGGGGUAUCCUGGAAUAAGAAAUACCGAAAACAAUAUGGAGCAUUACGAAAGUACUUACAGAAUCAUCCUCAGAUAUUUCGGUUCAGUCCUGAUGAAAAUAAGGUUGGUCUGAAGGAAAAAAACAAGCUCCCGUUUCAGUCAGAUCCUCAAGGACAAGCUCUGCAAAGCCCUCCUCAGAAGAAUGAUGUCCAGUGGAAUUCAGGAAAAAAACCUACAAGGCUAAGGGAGAGUUCUGCCAGAUGCCACUGGUUUGAUCUGAAUGAUUCCAAAGUCCAGCCGAUCAAGGAGAAGGAUAUUGAGAAACAAUUUCAGGGUAAAGAGAGUGCCUACAUGCUGUUCUAUCGAAAAUCUCAGUUAAAAAGACCACCUGAAGCGCGAGGAAAUCCAAGGUACCAAAUUCCUGAACACCUUCUGAAUGAAAUGAAUGCUGCUAAUACUGAGCUGCAAAAAAAGAGAGCGGAAUGUGACUCGGCAAACAACGGCAUUGAUUUACAUCUCCAUCUGAGCUCAUGUUACCAGUUUCACAAUGGGGCUUUGCAUCCUUUGCUUACUUGGAAAGAGAGUGUCGUGGAUUUGACUAUUGACAGAAGAAAAACACUAGGACACCUUCGACAAUCAGUAUUCCAGAUGUUAGAAUCUUGGGAAGGAGACAUGGUUCUCAGUAUUGCCAAGCCUUUACCAGCAGGACUGCAUCUUUACCAGAUACUUGAUGGAGAUGAGCUGACACUGGAUGGCAUUGGGCUGGUUGAUGGAGCAGACAUCUUUGUGUGGAAUGGGAAAGAGGUUGGUGGUACAAAGGUGAUGACAGGCCCUGAUCAUGAACCUGUGGUCAUAAACGUGCUUCGUUUAGCAGAAUAUAACGAAGGAGGGAAGGGUCAGCAUUUCACAGAAUCGCAGCAUGUCUUUUCAUGCGGCACAAAAGUGGGUGAUCUGCACAGAGCCUUGGCACCGUCAGGAGGAAUAAUUCUAAAGAAUGGCUCAGGACCAGAUAAAGAAGCCAAGAACUGGGAAGUUUUUCUUGAAGAAGAUAUGAAGGAAACGGUCAGAAGUGUUGGUCUGACAGAUGGAUGCUCAGUACUAAUCUUAGACAGCCAUGACCAGAGCUUCGUGAAUGUGUCAAGUGGCAAUUUGACUGCUUUUACGUAUGACAUCAGCUGGCUCCAAGUGAAAAACUUCUGCGGAUCAGAUGAUGAAGAAAAGAAACACGUUAAAAUUACUGCCACUAUUGAAACAGUGAUGUCAGAUAUCAGAAUGAAAGCAAUACGGGAGCUUCAGCUAGAGGAGGAACUAGCAAACAACAGCUGUCUUAGACCUGUCAGUGGAAAUGGGAAACUUCUUUCUCCAGUGCCUGAGGAUUAUACUGUCAAGGAAGCAGAACUGAAAAUGGGAAGCUUGCUAGGGCUGUGUCAUGGGAGAGCUCCAACUUCCACUCAGCUCUUCUUAUAUUUUAUUGUUGGGAGUGACCCAAAUGCCAGCCCUGAGAUGGAGAUAGUUGUGGAAGAGACUGCCUCUGUCAAAGAGUGCCUAAAUUUAAUGCUGGAAAAAUCUGGAUUAUCAGGUGACAACUGGCAUUUGAGAAGGAUUGACUGGUGCUAUGAAGCAGGGGAAGCAUUAAGUCAGGAAAAUGCCACUUUGAAGGAAGUUAAUGUUUGCAGAGGAGAUACUUUGGUCGUAACUGAAGGAAAGCUUCCACCAAAGGGUUUCCUGAAAAUACCUAUCUGGUGGUUCAAGUCCUCAAUUGGUAAGAAUCAUGGAGAGGAUGCACAAGACCAAGUGAAUGGGAUGACCUGCAAGAUGGACACUUUGCAGGUGUCUCCAGCAGGAGGUUCACUGGAAUACAUCCACACAGGCAUGGAUCUUUGUUAUGCUGGCAGUAUAGAAAUAGCAGGAGAAGCUUCUUUGGAAGAUCUGAAGAUGCAGGCCAUGACCUUACUGUGCUGCCAGGAGCAGAUUGUCCCACUGCCCUCCUUUCUUAGAGCAUGGACGGUGGACAGUAAGCGCCCAGGCAAGCUUUUACGGAACAACAAGCAGCAGCUCAAUGAAUAUAAGCUGGGUGCCAGAGUGGAAAUCUGCAUGGAACCUUUACAAAAAGAAGAGCAUCUGGGCCCCUGUGAGCUGCUGCUUCGAGUCCAGAUGAGCAUCCCAGGGGAGAGGGACUACUAUGACUCCACGGAUUUGGUGUGGGACAUCUCCAGAGAGUGCACAACCUGGGCUCUGAGGCAAAGAGUGGCUUCUCACUAUUGCCUCCCUGUAGAUAAAAUUGAAAUAGCCAAAUACUUCCCUGAAAGAUUUGAGUGGCUGCCAAUCUCUAGCUGGACGCAGCAAAUUUCAAAGAGGAAACGGAAGAAAAAACAGGAGAGUUUACAGUCAGCACCUUAUCACCUGAAAGAUGGAGAUAUAAUUGGGGUGAAGAAUCUUCUCCUUGAUGACAGUAAGGACUUCAGCACAGUUAGAGAUGAUAUUGGGAAAGAGAAGCAAAGGCAGCUUGCACUAGGAAAAAAGAAGAGUCGGCAAGCCGAACGCUUACAGGACCACGUUUUCUCUGAGGAAAAGCUGAAUAUUAAGCACCGUAAACCAGAAGUGGCUCUUUCUAUCAAUGUGGGCGUUUUCAGAUAG
Messenger RNA from Eurypyga helias (sunbittern), 3776 nucleotides. It is a transcript of the gene USP40, whose product is annotated as ubiquitin specific peptidase 40. Gene Ontology annotation, cellular component: cytosol; nucleus. The transcript has 31 exons. NCBI's taxonomy places the organism in Eukaryota, Metazoa, Chordata, Aves, Eurypygiformes, Eurypygidae. The record is from RefSeq and is a predicted model, not a curated record. Gene Ontology annotation, biological process: protein deubiquitination. Bases 36 to 3776 code for a protein of 1246 amino acids. Gene Ontology annotation, molecular function: cysteine-type deubiquitinase activity; cysteine-type endopeptidase activity.